This is a messenger RNA of Guillardia theta CCMP2712, 3027 nucleotides long. RefSeq lists its product as hypothetical. The record is from RefSeq and is a predicted model, not a curated record. The transcript is spliced from 7 exons. Gene Ontology annotation, molecular function: high voltage-gated calcium channel activity. Gene Ontology annotation, biological process: calcium ion import across plasma membrane. Gene Ontology annotation, cellular component: membrane; voltage-gated calcium channel complex. Bases 1 to 3027 code for a protein of 1008 amino acids. NCBI's taxonomy places the organism in Eukaryota, Cryptophyceae, Pyrenomonadales, Geminigeraceae.
AUGGCAGAAGUGAGACAAGAAGAGGAGCUGCCAGGCACCAUGCUCAGAGAGGAUCAAGAGUCCUCCACCAUCUUUCACCUCACUUCCAUCUCGCCCGCAUCCACCCGCUGGGGGAAGGUGCGAGCUCUUGCUCGUCGACUUGUUGAGAGGUGGGAGUUCAUGGCGAUGGUGUAUGGAGCCAUCGCAUUUGACAGCAUGCUCAUGGGCUUCGACGACGCGUCGGUGCAACGUGACCCCUCCUCCCCCUUACAUCCUCUCCUCGACUACUCCAACUGGAUCGUCAUGUCCUUCUUCACCGUUGAGGUCGGGCUCAAGAUGUUUGCCUACGGCGUCUACAGCAAGCAGACGGACCAGAUGGCAGCAGGCGAUAGCAUGUCGUCGUUACAAGACGAGGACGAGGACGAGGACACGAAGCACGGGUACUUCUCGAGCAGCUGGAACCUCUUCGACUUCAGCAUCGUGUCGCUGUCAUGGUUGCUGCUGCUGUACCAGCUCUUCCUCGACAGACGAGCCUCGGGGAAGAUAGCGCGGGCCUUGAGGAUCGCCAGGCCUCUCAGGGCCUUCCGGGUGCUGGAGGGGACGAGGCACGUGCUCCUUACCUUCCCCAAGGCUAUCCUCGACAUCCGAGACGUUCUCUCUCUCCUCCUCUUCAUCUUCCUCGUCUACGCCAUCCUUGGCCUCAACCUCUUCGGCCUCGACGGCAAGUUCCACGGGAGGUGCGUCGUCGAGGGAGGGUACGAGCACGGCACCCACGGCUUUCUCUUGCUGGGGAGAUACGACUACUCAGCUCCUGUGUGCGGCUCCUCCUCCUUCUGCCCAGCUGGGUUUCGCUGCAGCUGCAAGGCAGACGUUCUUCCUGACGGGACCCUCCAGCCCCCUCCCUACGCCUUCCAAGACCCUCAGACGGGGGACCCAGGCUGCCUCCGCCAGCCGUCUCCUCGGCCAUGGGCGGACGGAGGAGAAACGCGAGGCCCCACGUGCCCCAACUACGGGUUCGCCUGCUUCGACAACUUCGCUGUAGCGAUCUUCACGAUCUUCACGAGCAUCACGAUGGACUCGUGGAGCAACACCAUGUGGUGGGGGGAGGACGCGACCGACGACUUCAUCUCCGUCCUCUACUUCUCUUCUCUGGUCGGCAUUGUCGCCUUCAACGUGGUCAACCUCAACACCGCUGUCAUCUCUUCCGCCUACCGCAAAGUCCGCGAGGAGGCAAGGGAGGCGAGCAGGGCGCGCGCCAGGAAGCACGUGGAGAGAAAGUCUCGCGUCCUGCAGCUGCAGCUCCGGUUCUCCGAAUGGCUGAAGGAGGGCGAGAGGAGGAGGACGCAGCCCCUGAACCAGCUCUCGCUCCUGGCCAGGAAGAUCACGACAUUUCCGCAAGAGGUGAACGAGUGCGGGGAGCUGCUUCCUUCCGACCUCCUCCACGUCCUUCGCUCCAAGAACGUUCGCGUCUACUUCGGCCCCAGCAGCCAUCAGUGGAGGGCCACAGCACGGGACUCGCUGCUCUUCCGCUCCGUCGACCUCCAGGACGGGGAGGAGCCAGCAGUGCGGAGAAAGAUCGAGAAGGAUGAGGUGAUUGGGGAGGGAACGUUCAGCGACGACAACUUCCAUGAGCUGCGCGAGCUGCUGGGCUCUCUACAUCAUGAGGCUGCCGGAAAAAGAAACAUCAAGUACCGGGGAGCGGAGGACGUGUUGUUUGACAAGGUGAAGGAGGUACAAGGUGACUUUUUCCCGCAAGACAACUGCUGCGACGAGUCAUGCUCGAAACGAGACAUCGGCUUGUGCUUCCGCGGUCUCCUCCAGCAACCGGCCAACUGGUCGAGCUUCCUGCUGAUCGCCGAAGGUGUCUUUGCGUUCCUGUUCAGCCUAGAGGUAGUGCUCAAGGUUGCCUCUUUUGCUUCCUUCCGCAAGUACAUCAAGCAGAGGUUCCCUUACAACCUCGCCGACUUCGUCAUCGUCAUCACCUCUGACUGCAUGUACAUCAUUGCGCUUACAUCCACAAGCCUUCUCAGGAUUUCCUUUCUUCGCCUCAUUCGCAUUCUCCGUGCCUUCCGCCUCUUCUCGCGCUUUCGCCGCCUCCGCAUCCUCGUUCAGAAGGCGAUCGCGAGCUUCAAUGCCAUCCUCCACGUCCUCCUCGUCCUUAUCCUCUGGCACAUCAUCGCUGCUCUCCUCGGCAUGCAGAUCUUCGGCUGCGAUGUGCGACGAGACGACGUGUGUGAGCUCGACCAAGGAGGAGGAGGAGGAGGAGGAGUGUGUCCGUCAGGUUGCUCGCUGAGGGUAGGGGAUCAGUGUUUCUUCAGCGAGGAGGAGGCGUUCAACUUCUGCCCGUGGGACUCGGACUGGAACUUCAACUCGUUCCGCAACGCCAUCAUCCUCCUCGUCUUCGUCACCACCGGCGAGAACUGGGUGGACAACAUGGAGAAGGGGAUGAGGCACACGGAGAGCGUGUGGCCGGGGCUGCUCUACUUCCUCGUCUUCUACAUCGUCUCCUUCUACAUGCUCCUGAACCUCUUCGUCGGCGUCAUCCUCGAGGAGUUUGAGCUCUCCGACGACUCCAAGGAAGGCCUCCAGGUCGGCGCCUUCCGCGUCUCGAUCCUCAAGACGAUCAAGAGGAGGAGGAGGAGGAGGAGGAGGAGAAGCAUGGUCUCUUCCGCUGGAGGAACUAGCGAGCACGGCGAGCAGGUUGUCUCCUCGCAGACAAACUUCACCGGCAUGAUCGAUGGCCUCGUCGCCUUCACUGCCAACCCCGAGCAAGCGCCGCUGUCCCCCUCCCUCUCACAGUCCGGCCGUGAAGCGCAGCGCGACAGCAUGGGGAUGGAGGAGGAGGAGGAGUCUGCUGUGAUUCUCUUCAUGGAGUCGCCUGUCUCGCAGUACUCGUCUCUCUCCUCCCACACGUCUCACCUCGCCGACUACGUCUUCUUCACCAUCUUCCUCCUCGAGUUUCUUCUCAAGAUCAUUGACCUCGGCGUCUACUGGGAGCAUCCGAACGCUUUCUUCCGUCUCUCCUGGAACAUCCUUGACUUCCUGUGA